CUCAGCCAAAACAACUUUUAAAACAUAUAUGGUCAGCCAUAUAACCAGUUGAGAAAUCAUUAAUUUUUCAAUUCAUAAGGCGACCUUAUACAUAUUCGCAUAAGCUUUCAAUUUUAUAAGGUAUGCUUAUGACUUUGAUACACAUUGUUUAUGUGAAAAAAUCAUAAUCUUGCCAUAUAAAAUCAAACGUGAAGAUGGCCGUUUCGUACGACGAGCUGACACUCAUCGCUGAUCUUUUCGGAGACGCUCCGGCGGAAUCAGAACGUGUUUUCUCGCAGUUUGGCCUAACUACAGUUGAUUUGGUGACUAUUGGCCAGACGGCAUUCGAAAAGCGCCUCGGAUUGCUUUUCCCGGAAACAAUUUGUUUGUUUUGGGACGCAAUUGUUGUGGAGAACCCGGAAUGUAAGAAUAUUAACAAAAUUUGUGAUUUAAGUAAAUAAGUUUUAUAUUCAAUACUUUACAGAACUUAACGAGUGUGACUGUCCAGGAGCAGUUCGAAACAAAUCCAACCCAAGAUCCAGCCCCACCGGAAGAGGGACUUAGUCAGGAUUAUAUUGAGGUUAAGUUCAUUCCGGACCGUGAAACAGGGUCUGAAUUGGUCGAGAGCGAUCCAGACGACGAGGAAGUGAAUCCGGGCGUCUUAGAAAUGAGUUCCUUGGAAGAGCCUAAAAUCAUUGUCCAGUCCCACCAUGGUUCUGGGACACUUCAACCGAAGACGUCGCUUCAACGGUCCGCUGAAUUCGACAGCACUGCUGUAGGCAGCCAAGAAGUGAUUGUAGCCAGUACGCCCCAAGCGGCCAGUACGCCCCGAGCGGCCGGCAAGUCCCGAGCGACCGACACAUCCAAGGCAUCUGACACGUCCCAAGCGGCCGGCACGACCCAUGUAGAUGUGGACAUUCCGGAUGCUGGGCUUACGAAGCAAUUGGAAAAAGGGUAUCUUAAGCAUUAUAGAAAUGAGCACAGUCGAUAGGAUGUCGCGUAAUGUUAUCGAAGUUAACAGCAGAUAUUAUUUUAGAUUAAUGUAAAACUAUGUUGUUAAGAUCUGAUUGUAAUCGGAAUAAAAAGUACUGAAAUCAUAUUUCUUAACUUAAAACAACGUUUUCUUGUUUACAAGAUUACUUGUAGCAAUAUAAAGAGAAAAUUACAUUCAUAAGUUUACUGUAUAAGUAAAAAACAGCGAGCCUCGGAUACUUUAAUUCUAUAAGGUUUGCAUAUAAAAGCAAAAAAACAGUCAUAUAUCAAAUUUAUAAGGUUUUCAUAUGGAAAAAAACCAUUCAAUGUUCCUAUGAAAUCUAUAUGGCAAGCGUAUGGAAAAAAUCUAUACGGUUUCCUUAUGGCUUGUAAAGGAUGUUUUGG
Molecule: messenger RNA, 1356 nt
Organism: Culex pipiens pallens (northern house mosquito)
Lineage: Eukaryota; Metazoa; Arthropoda; Insecta; Diptera; Culicidae
Exons: 2
Coding region: 647-970 (107 amino acids)
Source: RefSeq, a predicted model, not a curated record